Talpa occidentalis (Iberian mole) is the source of this 323-nucleotide messenger RNA. RefSeq names its product fucose mutarotase-like. The transcript has a single exon. Gene Ontology annotation, molecular function: fucose binding; racemase and epimerase activity, acting on carbohydrates and derivatives. The record is from RefSeq and is a predicted model, not a curated record. Gene Ontology annotation, biological process: fucose metabolic process. The coding region runs from base 1 to 300 and encodes 99 amino acids. Lineage: Eukaryota; Metazoa; Chordata; Mammalia; Eulipotyphla; Talpidae.
AUGGGGCACAGGGACGAGAUCGUGCUCGCAGAUGUGAACUUCCCCAUGUCCUCCGUCUGCCGGUGCGACCCACAGGAGAUCCGCGCAGACUGCCUGGGCAUCCCCCAGCUCCUGGAGGCCGUGCUGCAGCUGCUACCCCUGGACAGCUACGUGGAGAGCCCGGCCGCUGUCAUGGAGCUGGUGCCCACUGACAAGGAGAGGGGCCUUCAGACCCCCGUGUGGGGGAGCUACCGGUCCAUCCUCUGCAAGGCGGGCUGUACGAGCCAGCUGGCCAAGAUCGAGAGGUUUGCGUUUUACUAACGGGCCAAGAAGGCCUUUGCUGU